GGGAAGUACGUCGUGCGGCUGCCAGUUUUCAAGAAAAUCCACAAGAAGACGGAAAAAUGAGUGAAACAGAAAUCAUCACAAUCCGCAAACCGGACGGAACCACCGAAACCAAGACAGUGGAGAAAAAGAAGCUUCAAUUCCAUAUGGCUAAUAAGGUGAAAAUCAUUCCAACAAACCGUCAAGGACAACUCAACACUGGUUACUUGGCAACACUUGCCGGAGUUUUGAAGAUUGCUGAAAUUGUUCUUUCUUUCAUCGCCUUCAUCCUUGCCAUCUGUGCUGAUCGUCGAACAACAACAGCCGCCUGGACUGAGCAUAUCUCAUUUGAAACUCUUCUUAUUGUUUCUGCACUUCUUCUUGGUUAUGUAGUCUUCCCACAUCUUACCAUCAAAGAUGAAGCCACGAGAGAGGGACUUAUUGUUGUGGAGCUGAUCUUCUAUGGAGUCAACACUCUUUUGUACUUCAUCUCAAUCUGGUUAAUGGUUCAUUUGUCUGCUAGCUGGGGAACGGAUGGAAGAGGAGCUGCUAUUAUGACUGCUGUGAUCUGCGUCGCCUUAACAGUAUUGUUUGCUAUUGAAACCGUCGUGAAGCUGAAGGCGUGGAGAGGAGAAAACGAGCCAACAACUGUGAUUGAAGCCGGAAAUGCUCAAGCUUAAAUAAAAGUUCUUUCAAACUGACCAAUUGUGAUGAUCCAUUCUUAGCCUCCAUUCAAUUUGACUAGUCCUCAAUCCAAAUAUUGAAUUGCCAACGUUUAUCAACCAAAAACCUUAUAUUUUCUUAUUCUCACUUCACUUAUAAUUUUUCAAGAGCCUUUCCAAUUUGUGUUGUAUUGUUUAACGCUCACAGGUAGAAUUAGCAUUUUUAUUGUUCUGAAACUUGACAUUUGUUUUUCAAUAUGAAAUUGCUUUCAUAAAUUUUUAAUAAAUUUAUUUGGCCGUU
This is a messenger RNA of Caenorhabditis elegans, 939 nucleotides long. It is a transcript of the gene K09G1.1, whose product is annotated as MARVEL domain-containing protein. Gene Ontology annotation, cellular component: membrane. Lineage: Eukaryota; Metazoa; Nematoda; Chromadorea; Rhabditida; Rhabditidae. The record is from RefSeq and is marked reviewed.